CCGCCACUAGGAUCUAGGAUCGUAGAAUUGCAGAUCUGGAAGGAAACCCAAGGGUCAUCUAGAUCCACCCCCUGAAAUCAGUGCCAUGUGGGGCUUAAAUGCAGAAAACGCGGGAGCUGCUGAGACGGGCACAGAAGCAACUACGGCAGAGUGCGACGACCGGGAGGGAGAGGGAAUAAAAGCGAGAGAGAGGAAGAGAGUUGGACGGAGAAAAGCCUAAGAGACCAGCAAGCAAAGCCUCCGAAGAGGGAACUGAGCUUUACUGCAAAAAAAACCGGACUGGCAGCAGGUAAGGAGCGCACUGAGAUCCACAAUGGUGGAAGACUUUGAGGUAGCCAUUUCUCAGGGCCAGUUGGCAGACUCUAUGUCACACGUGCUGGCAAAACCACUGCACUUUUUCAACAGCACUCCGCUCAACAUUGCCGUAGUAGGAGAGCCCGGCUCCGGGAAGUCCUCCUUCAUCAAUGCCAUGCUGGGUCUUCGUGCCAAUGACCCGCGUGCUGCUGCAACUGGCAUACAGAUGACGACAGUGCAAGUCAAGGAUUACCCACACCCAACACUUCCGCAAGUGAUCCUUUGGGACCACCCUGGAAGGGGAAUGGCAACUUUUGGGGAGGACAAAUUUGAGAAGAAGGUUGAUUUGAAUCACUUUGAUUUCUUCGUCAUCGUCGGCUCCCAGCGCUUCCGCUCCACCCAUUCUGACCUGGUCCGUGAGAUCCAAGAUAUGGGCAAGAGCUUCUACUUUGUGCGCACCAAAGCAGACCUGGACCUGUCGGCCGCCAGGAGGCAACGGCCAUCUGACUACAAUGAGGAAAAGGUCCUCUUGCACAUCCAGGAGGACUGCAAAGAGUGCUUGGUAAGAGAAGGAGUGAGGGACCCACAAGUCUUCAUCGUCUCCAACUGGGAAGCCGACUGCUUUGAUUUCCCCCUCCUGCAGGAAACGCUGAAGAACGAUCUCUUGCGGCUGAAGAGGCAAGCCUUCCUGCUCCGCUUCCCUAGCAUCUGCCGGCCUAUGUUAGAGAAAAAGAAAACCACUGUGAAGGAGAAGAUUUGGACCAAAAGGCUUUGUUUGCUGGUCGCUCUUGGAAGCCCAGUUCCCUUCCUUCUUCCCAUAUUUCUGUUUAGUAAGUUCCGCUCCUGGUGCUUCCUGGACUUUGGCCUGGAUGAUCCAUCCCUUGCAGCUCUGGCCCAGCGUGUUGGAAAGACAAGCACAGCCCUUAAAGCAGCAAUGCAGUCCCUGGGAAUGUUUUCUGCCAUUUUAUGGGUGCUGCCAGACUUGGUGGGACUCUCAGUGAUGGCUUAUGAAUAUCACCGCUGGGAGCAUUUCCCCAUCUUUGGCUGCCUUCUGUCCAUUGGGAUUUCGCUUCCUCGCACCUACUUCAUGCUGCAGAAAUGCAUAUUGGGUGCUGCUAAUGACACCCAGAGGGUUUUGUCCAAAGCUCUUGAGGCAGAGGGGAAAAAGUCCAUUUAGCAGCAAGCAGAUGUGCCAUGAUGACUAAGUGCUUGAUAUAUAGUAUCUGGUGAAUUAUACGUUUCCAUUUUUUAAACAACCACCACCAAAAGACAUUAAAAGAAUAAUAAUCAGAUGAUCAGGUUUUUUAUUUUUAAAAUUCCAUAAAUCUUAGGCUUCUCAUU
This is a messenger RNA of Podarcis muralis (Common wall lizard), 1635 nucleotides long. Lineage: Eukaryota; Metazoa; Chordata; Lepidosauria; Squamata; Lacertidae. The record is from RefSeq and is a predicted model, not a curated record.